Archocentrus centrarchus (flier cichlid) is the source of this 3527-nucleotide messenger RNA. It is a transcript of the gene gpr135, whose product is annotated as G protein-coupled receptor 135. Gene Ontology annotation, biological process: G protein-coupled receptor signaling pathway. Gene Ontology annotation, cellular component: membrane. Gene Ontology annotation, molecular function: G protein-coupled receptor activity. Bases 425 to 1762 code for a protein of 445 amino acids. The transcript is spliced from 5 exons. The record is from RefSeq and is a predicted model, not a curated record. NCBI's taxonomy places the organism in Eukaryota, Metazoa, Chordata, Actinopteri, Cichliformes, Cichlidae.
ACGUCGCACCAGGUUGUAAGCGCGUUCAUGCAGAAGGCGUGGCUUAACAAAGCGAGAGGUUCUAGUGGAGAGACGCGAUGGAUGAGCUGGGGCAGUCUCACCUUGGCUUUGUGGAGCAGCUGUGUGAGCUUACAGAGCGGUUCUUCAUGGAGAGAAGGUGAGACUCUCUGCUCAGUCCACACCUGAAGCAACCAGCGAGGUGCUCCCUGUUCCUGCAGGGGCUCUGAACACGGACAUGGACUGAAUUUGUUCUCCAUACAAAAGACUGGAAAGGCCCACAUCCGAACAUGUCUGCCUUCUAGCAGGUCCACUGGGACCGCCGUGAAUACAGCGUGUUUCCUGGAAGCACGGCGGGGAGCAGGCUGCGAGGGCAACAAGCAGCAAAAUGACGAGCACAAAGCCUGUUUGACAGAGGGUUAUUUCCAUGGUGACCAGCCCAAUGACUACCACCACAGAGGUCAUAGUGCAAACCACAGGAAAUCUGUCAGCCUCCAGAGACCAGAGAGGAAUUGAAUUUGGUCAUGUCCAUCAGGAAUCAACCCCAUCUGUGCUGAACGCUGCUGAGAGGAACUCUGUUCUCCAGGGAAUCAUGGUGGCCGCUCAGGCACUGGUACUGCUCUCCAUCUUCCUUCUCUCCAGCCUCGGUAACUCGGCAGUUGUCGUUGUUAUCAUCAAGCACAGGCAACUCCGAACGGUGACCAAUGCUUUCAUCAUGUCACUGUCGCUGUCGGACUUCCUCACCGCUGUCUUGUGUCUGCCUUUCUCUUUCGUUAUGCUUUUCAGUAAGGAUGGAGUCUGGAUGUUUGGAGAUCAGUUCUGUGUGGCCAAUGGCUUUUUCAACACCUGCUUUGGUAUCAUCUCCACUCUAACUAUGACCUUGAUCUCCUUUGAUAGGUACUAUUCCAUAGUCAGACAGCCACAGGCCAAAAUAGGGCGACAGAAAGCGACUCAGUUGUUGAUUGCAGUGUGGUUAACGGCAGUAAUCUUCUCUCUGCCUUGGUAUCUGGUGUUUCGAACACCUACAGAAAUCCAUAAGCAGGGUUUUUACCACUGCAUGUAUGUAUUCCACUCUGGUACCUCACACAUGGGGACAGCUUAUAGCAUCUGUCUAAUCAUCGUAUGCUAUUUGCUGCCUUUUUGCCUGAUGUGUUUCUGCCAUUACAACAUCUGUAAGACUGUUCGGCUCUCUGAGAUACGAGUCAGGCCUGUGACCACAUACGCAUACUUGCUUCGAUUUUACAGUGAAAUGAGAACAGCCACCACAGUUCUGAUAAUGAUUGUUUUCAUUAUUUUCUGCUGGGGGCCAUAUUGUCUGAUGGGGCUGGUUACUGCAAUAGGGAACUACACAUUUAAUCCUGCAAUGGACACCGUGGCCAUUUGGCUAGCCUGGGCAAAUGGAGCCAUUAAUCCUCUGAUCUACGCUCUGCGGAACCCCAAUAUAUCCAUGUUACUGGGACGCAGCAGGGAGGAGGGCUAUCGGACCAGAAACGUUGCCGCGUACCUUUCCAGCCAAACUCUGAACCACGAGGCCCUUAACCAAGCAGAGAGGAUAAGAGACCGCUACCUGAGUCGAGCAGGGCUGAGCCAUAACAGCCGGCUGUCAAGUUUGAGUCCUGGAAAAGCUGGAGAAAGAGGAGAGGUGGCAAUGUGGGCUUGUAAAAACCCCGCUGUAUACUUCUGUAAGGACACUCAGCAUAACACUGCAACACUACCAAACUCAGUCAGCGCUCAGAAGACAAAGACAUCUGACACCAGCCUGUGAAGUUCUAGAGUCUCCAUUUUCUGAGGAUUGUUUUCAUAAUAACUCGUUACUGAUAUUUUCCUCACACCAGAACUCUGAGUCGUUAUGAUACUGUAUGAUAUUGUGUUCCAGGUAUUAAAUCAUUUGAGUUGUUAAUGCUGAUAUGAAAUAUUUACACUGCAAGUAUGACAGACUGCAAAGACAAGCAUUGUGAGGGAAAACUCAGCUUUGGUCCAAUGGCUGAAAUUCCUUCCUGAUCUUGGAGCACACGUUAAGUCCUCAGACAUCCUGCUUUGAGCUGCUGGAAGGAUCUCUAGAAUCUCCUCAGUGACAAAGCAUGCAAGGGGGUGGGAAAUAGAGUUGUUUGUGCUUCAAAGGUCCUCAUAUGAGAUAUCAAUUCAUAUGUAAAUGUGGCAUGUGAAUAUGAAGCACUGAUAAAGAGGCCGGCAUGUCCUACACGCUGAAUGUGCCACAGAGUCUAUUUUGUUCGUGUCAUUUUCCCAGCCAACAGACGUUUUCUGUUUAACAGAUUAAAGACACAUAAUUACACGACUGACCAAAAGUCACUGUGCUCAUUAUUCUCAUGAACACAUGAGAAUAAUGAUAGAUAUAACCCCUGAUCGAUCAGUCAGACCAGGAAGUAUCAACAUGUGAUAUUCAGAGGGCUGGAUAUCCAAGUAUUACUGUGGGAAAGUCAAUCACGAACACUUGAGUCAGCAAUAGACUUCCAGAGUUGUUGGGAAACUGUCCAUAGUGGCCGGGCUGUUUAUUAAUGCGGUAAAGCUGGAAAUGUUAACAUGGGAGUGUAUGGGAACUGAGUUUCUUUGGAAGCCAGUAUUUGCCCCUUGUUUAGCUUCAUUUUUCAGCUCCAGAGGUUCCUGAUAAUGUCCUGUUGUUACUGGGCUUCUGCGUGGGCUCUCAAACCCUGACUUUUAUUUUCUGGAGGACAGACAGGUACUCAAAUCCCUACACUCAGCUGAUUGUGGAGACUGAGGAAAUCUGUGAUCUCACAGACAUCCUCAGUUUGUUGGCGACACAAGAAGAAAGAGGGGAGAAGAGGUAGAGGUUAUAUUUAAAGGGGGCAGGUCGUGCUGUGUGUUGCUACUUCAAGGCGGAGCCUGACGUCUAAGCUGGGUAAUCCUGCGCACCUGGUUUCUGUGGUGCAGCGAUUAGCCCUGCAUUUAAGGUCCAGGUGUUACCCUUGGUCUCCACCAGAGUGUCAUUCAACCACAGUGGAAGCUUUAACUUGCCUCAGCCUGCCUGCCCUCGUGGAUCCGCUCGUCAGGCACUACGUGCUGGUUACCUUUCACACUCACUGCUUUCUGCCUGCCCCCCCAUGGACCAUCCAAACCCCUACUGCCCUUACGUGCCUCCCCUGCCGGACUCCUCGAUUCCCGGACUCAAUGAGAAUUCCCAUUCCCCCUGGAAUCGGAGUCCCGAGAAAGCCAUCAACAACCAGUCACCACGCCGGAUUCCUCUGCAAACCCCCAGUGCUAACCAUAUCUCCCACUGUCUUUCUAAUAAAUCGUUUGUGAAUCACUCACGUUUUCGCAUCCGCCUCUGCUCUUGGGUCCACUUAGCUUUCCUGACCGCUAGUUGUGACAGUUUGAUUAAAGUCCAAUGAUGCAUUCAGCAUACUGUCAAGUCAUGGAACUUGAAACCACAAACAUAUUUGCAGGUGUACAUGCAUGCAAACAAGAAACAGAUGUUGUAUUAUUGUAUGAUGUUUGUAUUAUUUUCUGCUCUUUAUCUCGUUGGAUGUUUUUUGAUCUUACCUGCCUUAGGA